CUGGACUCAAAAUACCACCACCAACCCAUAGUUAACCACCCCCAACAUCUCCCUAUAAUAAACUACCAGUCACGCCUUAUCCCGUGUACACUAUCCAGCAUUCUACCCAAUCCUUCAAGUCACCACCCCCUCUUCAAAGACAAAGCCAAAGACAAAGACCAAGAAUAUGCCCUCCCAAGCCGACGACAAACGCCAGGCCGCCCGCGAAGUAAUCGACAUUCUUCACGAGAUCUCCACCCUUCUUAACACCAACCUCGACCGCACGGAACUCUCUCUGUGCGUCUCGCUGAUCGAGAAUGGAGUCAAUCCGGAUGCUCUUGCGGCUGUGAUUAAGGAUCUGCGGAAAGAGGCGGCGGUGACUUCGCGGGGGUUUGCGAGUGAUCAGCAGGUCUUGCCGGAGUGAUUGCGGAUGGAUGAUGAUGUCUGGUCUUUUUUUGGGGUUUGGGGUGCUUGGGG
Molecule: messenger RNA, 456 nt
Organism: Aspergillus ibericus CBS 121593
Lineage: Eukaryota; Fungi; Ascomycota; Eurotiomycetes; Eurotiales; Aspergillaceae
Product: mitotic-spindle organizing protein 1
Exons: 3
Coding region: 167-403 (78 amino acids)
Biological process (GO): mitotic spindle assembly; microtubule nucleation by interphase microtubule organizing center; gamma-tubulin complex localization
Cellular component (GO): spindle; gamma-tubulin ring complex; centrosome
Source: RefSeq, a predicted model, not a curated record